AUGUCUUAUGGUUCUUCUGUCCCGGUACAGGCGUCCCCGCUCAACCUCUCUCACUCAGGGUUCAGUGCUCACCACUUAGCCAGAGCCCGGGAACAUAGAGCCCAAGUUAACCCCGAGUUCUCGACGCCACGUUUAACGAUUUUACGACCAAAUCCAUCCACCACCUUUUCCGUCACUUACCCGCGAACUUACACUCGUCUUCUAUAG
Messenger RNA from Morchella importuna, 207 nucleotides. RefSeq lists its product as uncharacterized. Lineage: Eukaryota; Fungi; Ascomycota; Pezizomycetes; Pezizales; Morchellaceae. The transcript is spliced from 2 exons. The record is from RefSeq and is a predicted model, not a curated record. The coding region runs from base 1 to 207 and encodes 68 amino acids.